Molecule: messenger RNA, 2521 nt
Organism: Zootermopsis nevadensis
Lineage: Eukaryota; Metazoa; Arthropoda; Insecta; Blattodea; Termopsidae
Source: RefSeq, a predicted model, not a curated record
UAAAACAUGGAGCAGAGUCAUUUUCAGCUCUUUCCAGUUAAUGACUGAUAAAGCAGGUUUUCUCUGUGUUUGUGUACAGAUUUGUGACAACUUUAAUUGUAUGGGUGAUUAUGAUGUCUCUUCAAUCUUGACACCACAUGAAGGCAUUACUUUUUACAACAUAAAUAAUCAUGCUAGUAAUAACUAAAUUUGUAGACUGUACAAUGUAAGCCAGACUGGUCCUCAGAAAACCUGUUCUUCAAGUCCAUGAAUUGGGAAGUGUUGAGAACCACCAACUUGGAAGACCAAGAAUGAGAUGAGGAUAAUAUUAAACUAGAUCUGAGGUAAAUGGAUGGAAAAUGUCAACUGGUUUGUCAUGGCUCAGAAUUAUGUCAAGUGACAGGCUUUGUAGUUGGUAGUAUUAAACCUUCUGACUGUGUUACUACAGUUAACUGGUUGGUAUAUUUAAUGACCCCUUAUUAACUGCAUAUUUUACAAAGUUUCAAAAUGGCAGGAUAAUUUUUAAUACCAAAUAAGAGUGUAGAAGCCCAUUUUAAAGUAAAAUUUAUCAUCUGAUUGGAGGAAAUGAGGAAAACCAUGAACAUGGCCUACCCAUCUCCUGUCAAAGAUUCAGACCUGGGGCCUCCUGAAUACAAUGGAUGCCUUCUAACCGUCACUGAGCUACAGCUGGUGAUGUGUAGAUAAGUAACUGAGUUGAUUGAAAGUGUACAGUGAGAAACUGAGUAUUUACCAGUGAAUUUAUGUGUAAAGUGUAAGGUAUAAAUUACCUGUUUGCCAUCAGAACAUGUAUAAAAUGUAAACAUAAAGGUAUACUUAUUUCACAAUACAGGAUUACAUGGUUACAGGUUAUCAGCCUCAUGCCUUGGCCACUUUACCCAAGGGAAAGGUUGAUUACCAUAAAGUCACUAAAUUAUUCUCUCAUAACUCUUGUUAGCUUCUCUAUAUAAAUUUGAAGGAAAAUAGGCAUAACAAGUUGUUCCCUGAACUUCUGGAUUUCUUCACUUUAAUUCAUAUCAAAUACAUUAAUAUUUUGUAUGUCUAUUUUUGCCAUAUAAUUUUUCAUGAUAAAAAUCAAUGUAAAAGUCCUUGAUAUAUUCAGGGAAAAAAUUCCAUCCACAGGUGAACUGUUCCAUCAGUAACAGUGAAAGGGACAAUAUAUUCUUUUGUGUGUUUCAGGUUUUGUUACAGAGUUGUGACAUCUUUCAGGACCGAAAUGCAAUCUCUUUCCUUCGUGUAUUUUACACAUUUGUUUUAUCUGUAAGGCGAUGGUUAAAGAAUAAAGACAGUGAAGUGAAAAUGUGCCAUGAGAUUAAUGGGAAAGAAACAGAAAAAUUGGAAUUUGUUCCAAAAAUUAUGAAAACUUCACAGACUACUGUUGAUGAAAUCAUUAAUUAUCACUCUUGUAAAAGACAGUCAGAAAAUUUCAAGAAUAAUGUUGAAGUUGAUGUUGAAGACACUGAUAGUGGAGCAUAUAAUGAAAGUGAUGAAAAAAACUGUGAUGGAGAGAAGAAGUUGCCACUGUUUGUGGAAAUGACAGUUUCUGUACUUAAGAGAUGUAUACAUUUCCUGCCAAGCAAAAAUAGGGAACAAAAGCUGCUUGUGCUAGCCAUAUUACAAGAAGGCUUGCUGAUCUUGGAGGCAUGGGAGAAUGAAUUAUUGCCAAUAGUACAUGCAAUCUGGUCACCAUUUGUCAAUAGAUUUGCUGAGACAACUGACCAUCUUUUGGUGAACCGUAGCUUUGGUCUCCUUUGUGUACUUGCACAGACAGCUAAAGAUUUCAUACGUUCACGCACAUUGAAGCAUGUGUUACUGCCUCUGUGUCAGGUAUUAACUAAGUCUUCAAUAGAAAGCAAGAAGAAGGACAGGGUAUCUUCAUACAGGUUCACUCAGCUCUUCAAACUACAGAAGGAACUGUUAAGUAACAUGGGAGACUUGGUCGUGCACCUGAACUUACAAGAGCGUGAAAUUGAACAAGUAUUGACAGCAGCAGCACCAUAUCUUAGUAGCCUACAGCCACUUCCACUUCAGGAGUCCUGUGUGAACCUGUUCUACAAACUGUCAGGUGUAAAUCAAGGUGCAGUUUGGCUGAAACUACUCUGUAUGUGGAGUCCCAUCCAGCAAUUAAAUCUACCUGCUGAUGGUUUGCAGACAGUCAAGGUCACAGAAAGAAACGUCGAUCAUCAGGAAUUCAAGAAAAAUGUUGAAGAAAUUCUGCACUUUCUGGAUAUUAGAUCUUAGAGUGAUAGUUAUUUUUACAUAGACUGUUCAGUAGAAACAGCUUCAAUGAAUAUUCAGAAAGAGCUCAUGGAGUAAUGUCUGUUUUUUCAUUGCAACCAAGUGCAAGUAUCUUCAUAUAUACUGUCACCAUAUUUUAAGUUCUUAAACAUAAUUUGUUGUGAUGCAGUUGCUAAUAAAUUUCAGAAUGUGUGUACUUAUCAUUCUCUCAUUCAGUGUUACAUAAUCUGAGCUACUGAAAGCAUUGUUAAAUAAACAGUAAAUAAAAUAACAAAUAAGAAAGGGU